Orbicella faveolata is the source of this 2606-nucleotide messenger RNA. RefSeq names its product transient receptor potential cation channel subfamily V member 5-like. Gene Ontology annotation, molecular function: calcium channel activity. The record is from RefSeq and is a predicted model, not a curated record. Lineage: Eukaryota; Metazoa; Cnidaria; Anthozoa; Scleractinia; Merulinidae. Gene Ontology annotation, cellular component: plasma membrane. Gene Ontology annotation, biological process: calcium ion import across plasma membrane.
CCCCAGGCCCCUCCCCUAGAUCCGCCACUGGUCUCGUUGUUUUCAAUGUGAAUUCUUAAUACACAAGCUGAUGCGAAAAACAAACUUCGGAUAGUUUGUCGGUCCCUGUAUCCCGUGGUGCGUGAGCUGCACUCUUUUUUGAUAAGAAGAUAUUUUGCAAGAAUAUCGAGGCUGAAAUUGUGAACUUUCAAGAAUAUUUUAAUGCACCUUCUGUUUAAUACCUGCGUGGACUGGCGCGAGUAAGUACUACACCGGAAGUAAAGUUGGCGAGCGAAACGGCCGGAAGCAAAGUGUUAGUGCACAUAAAAACACAUAAAGCUUUGUUGACGAGCAAGGCGCUUUCUGAUUACAUCUGCCUGUAUAUGCUAUCGAUAUUCUUGCUUAUAUUCCUCUACAUGAAGAUCGUUGAGCGAUGUUAGAGGCGGUUUGUGUUUAUUUUGAAAAAAAUCCGCAGAGAUUUUUGAUUUAGCGGAACGUGAAAGUGUAGCAGCAGUUUCUGUUGUCGUGGGCCAUUGAUCAGCAAAACAUGGCGGAGGGGAAAUCGGCGGGAAAAGGCUCCUAUGUUUCGCUGUCGAUGGACGACGUGAAAGAAUCGAAAUCCAUUGAAAAGGAGCAUGAAGAAGAAGAAGAGAAAAAAAGAGAUAAUCCUCGUCCGGAAGAAACUCAAAGCGUCUUCGAUGAUUGUUUGAACGAGUUUAAUGAAGUGUUCAGACGAAAAGUCCGAGAUAAGUAUUGCUCAGCAGAGAAUAUUUCCUGGAGUAGUGCAGCUGAUGAAGUUAAAGCUGAACUGUUGACUGCUAGAUACGAAGAGGGUGGCAGGAAACCUUGCGACGAUCCUCUUCUAUUGUUACUCAAGACAUGGCCAGCAAGAGAGGAGUUUUGUGAGAAUCCACAGUUAAUAGAGGGACAGGUAAAUCGCCUUGUUUCAAUAAUCCUCAAGGAAGAUAGAGCAGGAAACAGAAAGUACAAAUACUUCAAGGACAAAGAUGAGCUGUCCUGGAAGACUCCACUUCACUUGGUAGCAGAGCUAAACUACACAACUGUUGCUCAGACGAUUUUAUGUCACUACCCCGGGCAGUUAUAUAUCACCACAAAUCCACAUACUGGAAAUAAAAAUCGCAGAUACAUUCCUCUUGAAUUGGCACUAAUCAAGUACAAUGAUGAGGUAUCUGCUUUGCUAAUAGAGCACAUGAAACCUGAAAGAGUCCUGAGGCUGUUUUCAUGUAGUUUUCAAGACAAUCCUGUCAUCUUUCAUGAGCUGGUGCAACACCCUAACAUGAAGAAAACUGUUGUUGCUGUGCUCAAUUGCAUGGUCAGCCCUGACUGGCGACACUUACCCAAACAUAAAGAUGAUUAUUCUAAACAAUUGAAAAAGGACAUUGAACUAGCCUGGAGUUCAGAACCAAGUGAUCCCAUAAGUUAUCAGUUUCACUAUAAAAUUGUGGAUGGUGAUGAUUGUGGAAGAGAUCCUGCACAUGAUGACUUUAAUUGGAAGACAAAAUCAUGCCUCUUCCUGAUUGCUAACAGCGGAAAUAAGGAAGCUAUCCAACAUCCAGUUAUCAGACAGCUGGUGAAGAGGAAGUGGAUAAAAUAUGGUCAUUUCUGGUUCAGCCUUUUGGCAGGCCUCUACUUGAUGUACCUAUUGCUGUUGUCAUUCACAUUACUGUAUGGCGCAACUAAAGCAGACCCUACACAGUAUAAGGACAAUGCAGAUGGAUUGAGAAUGGUCUGCGAGAUCUUUGUUGUGUUGUGUAUUGUGGCCUAUAUUGCUGAUGAGAUCAACGAGAUUGAAAAGGAACGCUUGAGUUAUUUCAAACGACCACAGAUUUACUUCAAUCUGUUUGACUGGCUUGGAUUAAUCCUAAUUCUUAUUGUCAUUCCUCUUCGUUUUUCGAGACACGAAGCGCAGUGGUUUGUCGCUUCCCUCGGCUUUUUCUUCAAUGUCCUUAGACUGCUAAAGUAUUCUUGUAUCACUCGGGCAACAGGUCUUUACACGAAGACACUAGCCAGGAUUGUGUAUCGCGACAUUUCUCGCUUCACCUGCGUAUUCCUGGUCGUUUUUCUGGCGUUUUGUGGAGCGUUUUUCUUGUCGCUACGAGCAGCCAGCGCGGUGCAAAUAUUUGGUGGAUUUAAGAUGGUGAUGUUAAGUGGUGUUAGAGCACUUGUGGAACAACAACCAGUAGCCGACGAUUACACGAAAUACAAAUGGCUACCAGUGUUGGUGAUUCUGUUGUACAUGGUGGCAGUGGUGGUGAUACUCUUGAAUAUUCUUAUCGCUCAGAUGAGCAGCACUUAUUCCGAAGCCAAGAAAACAGCCAGACUACAAUAUGACGUGGAUAGAAUGCUGAUUAUAACGAGACUAGAACACAGCAGGUUCCAGAAAUUUAAUCUACGUUUGAAGCACUACCAAGAGGACGACAUUAUAGACGAAAUGACCUUAGCAAAAGAUUUCCUAGAGUACAAUGACGAUAGGUCACCUUGGGAGACAGUUGAGGAGAAACUGGAUGAAAUCAGGAAUAUUAUGCGGAAGAUCAUUAAAAGAAUUCCACUGCUUGACGAAGAUAAAGAAAAAUAAAGUAGCCAAUGUUUAGAGGAGCAGAGAUGGC